This is a messenger RNA of Spirometra erinaceieuropaei, 5182 nucleotides long. Lineage: Eukaryota; Metazoa; Platyhelminthes; Cestoda; Diphyllobothriidea; Diphyllobothriidae. The record is from the annotation of a GenBank genome assembly.
AUGGCAACAGAGUCCCUUGGCAAAUUUUCUUCCCCAUCGGUUUGUUGUGCCUUAACAAACAUACUCGCAUUAGGAGGACUUUCCGAAGACAGACCUAGCCGACCUUGAUGGUCUUCUUGUAAACUCGGAAAACUUCAAUCAGGUUUGAUCGAAUAUGGUGUUUGAUAUAAUUUACUAUCAUGUUUUAGGUUUUCGUUCAGCGUACAAAUAAAAAAUGGCUCCGCCGAACGCUAGACCGAGUGGCUUCCAGCCCAAGGCAUUUGAAUAAAUUAAUCGACAUACUUGUUCAAAUUGUUACAAGUGACCGGCAUCCAGAGUGGGUCAGACGUGCACUGUAUUGGCUCACGGAGAUAUGUCAGCAUUCACAGCUAUCAUCCCAUCUUGAGGCCUGCCGUCCAUCCUUUACGCGCCUCCUUUCGCACAGCAGUACAUUAGCUGGUACUUACGACCUUGUGAACUCAGCCGCAGAGAUUUCCAAAAAAGCCGAGCACUCCAAACCAACCAGAAACUCCACUCGGCCUGAACAUUUUAUACGCACCGGCUACGUGUUUGUUGAUGGUAUGUCGAUGCUUGCCACAGGUGCUCGACUCGAAAUUGUUUUGAAUAACUAUGACCUUAGUGACUUCAGCAGCGGGUUUUGGAGCGGACGUUUUGGGCUUGUAUUAUUUUCCGUUUAAACACCCAAUAACUGUCGUCGAUCUUAAAAUUCCUUAAGAAUGCUCCUCGUUAAACAUUCAGGGAAUCUAUUUUCGCAAGUUUUCCCACGAGGGUUCUGUCGCUCAUCCUGCAACACAGCAGAAGUCGCAGACUCGAGCAACGGUCAAGACUUCGUAGACCGUGUAACUAAACCAAAUCUGUGAUUGUCAUAUUUAUUGACUUCGGCAUUGAUGUUCUUUUCGCUCUAGACUCGGAUGACGAUUUCGGCCUUUCCACAAAGCGCCGUCGGCUAACGAAGGGACUUUCUGAAACGUAUUCUGUUGAGAACGCGGAGGACGAAGAGGAAAAAGCGAACGAAACUGAUGCAUCCAGUCUUUCACUCCUUAACGACAGUGAAAAUGGGGAGGAAACUCAGGAUGAAACGGCUGAUUUGCCGUCGUCUGAUGAUGGAGUUUUCGAUGUGGAGGACGAGACUUCUGUUAGUGACGGCCAGGUUGUUGUUAGAAACGACUCAUCAGUACAGACGCGAACCAGUCGCAGACCAAUUAGAGUCAGUGAUUCUGAAGAUGAUGAAGGCAGUGAUGGUUCCAGUUCACAGCAGGAGGUAAUAACCCUCUAUAUCCUAUUUUGCAUUCUGUUAAAAAUUCAUCUCCCAUCCUUGGAGUAUGUGUGUGCUGACGUAUUCUCUCUAGGGUUGUUGGCCAUGGUAAAAACAAAGAAUGGGGAAUUCUUAAAAUGUAAACCUGGAACUCGGUCCUUUUCGAUCUUUUCAAAACACGCUAACUUGCAAAUAAGGAUAAUAGAUUUUUGGUUUCCGAGGUAGCCAUUUGUCGAUUUGACCGUUUUUCAAGGGAGAGCCGACGCCUCCGAUUGCAAUCUGUCGACAGGCCGUGCCCUCAGUUUCAUGGGAUGCCUUAGAGACAAAGGACUAAGCUGGACGCACCCUUUGCUAGCCUGCCUUCUGCCUUUGCUGGACUCCCAUAGGUGGCAGCUGGGCCAACAUCUCUCAACGGAGGAUUCAAGCAAAACAGUCCAAGUUUUACGUCUGUUUACUGAGCAGUCUCGCAACCGAGGCGACGGUUGCAUUGAUAUUGGGGUUCAAAGCCUGAUAGACUGACUGCGCCACCUAUAUCAGGCGAGGCCCGCCGGUGACACCUUGACACAGCGACCGUGAACAGCAGUCAUCUACCUUUCGGUUUUGCUUCAACAAGCUAAUGCUCUGCGGAGGUGAUUCCGACAAAAAAACAAUCUAGAUCUUUGUUGGCUUUCCCCUACCUUGUUUCCUAGGAUUUCUCAAUAAAUAUCGACUAAUCCAGCCAGGCCGUACUAUAGCACCCUGGGUAGCCGACGCAAUUCACAAUCUAGUGGUACGACAAAAUAUUAGGCAAACUGAAUCUCCUACGAGGGAAACACCUCUUGUUUUGAAUGUGGUAUCGGGGUGGCGGUGCUACUUUGUGCCAACAAUUGCAAGAGCUGGUUGACAAACUCACAUAAGCUGUUAAUUGUUGGUAGUACCCAAAACGGCCGGACAGGAUUGGGCAAGUCAUUCUUGGUAGCUCUGAUUUGGAUUAUCAAUGCGUCCUUGGUAGAAGAGUACCUAAUAUUGUUGAUUAUAAGUGGCGGCUUUUCAACGAUACGUCCCCCUGCAUCGCUACAAACACCUGCCGACCUGCUACUCCAAAAAACGUUCUUGCAUCCAUUUAGCCUGUUUCCCUUCCACUCAGCCAAAGGUACCAUAGCUGGUCUCCUGCCACCAGAGGCCUCGCUGGUGCCAGAGCUACUGACACCUUUGGGUCCGAACGUGUCUUAGUGUUUACGCGCCUGAACGUUUGACUCAACCACACUCUACAGUAUAGUGCCAGACGCCCCGAUUUCGCUAGAUUCGGCAGCUUAACAUAGCCAAUACUCUAAAAGCAGGGAUCUGACUUUGUCUUGCAGCUCGGAUUCAAUAAAACAGUGACAGUUUAUUAUCGUUGGAGCCCUCAGUCCGCACCCAGAUUCAGCCGACAAUGCCGCACUGACUGCAGAAGAUGGGCUGGAUUCAGCAAUGAUGCAUUUUCUCACGAGAUCCACGAGAUGACGGAAAAUUCGGUUAGUGAUGACUACGAUGACUGUUACGUCCAAUUGGGACCAUCAGUUGGGCAUACCCAAAACGUCAACAACAGGCGAGAACUACCACCCUAUCGGCCGCAUCAAUUGUAAACCUCUUGCACGGAGUGACUUUUCCCUUGGCUAUAGUCGAACGUUUUUAUGAGCACUUUUAGCCCCUUCUCAACUUGAAAAACUGACUGGUUGCUUUCGUUGUCACCCUUUCAGAAGUUUUUUUCCUUCAGAUCAUGUAGCCUUCCGGGAGGAAAUCACAGAGUAAAUAUUGAGGCUAGGCAACAACGGGGCAUUCUGAGUUUGCUGCCGUCCGUCAGUCUUGUACCUAAACAUUGAUACCCUGACUCCGUGGGGUUACAGGACGAAAGUGAGAAUAAGUCGUCGUAUUGAGGUUCUAUCAUUCACGUGCCCAUUGUUGAGUAGAAAGAUGGAACGAACGGUGCAAUUGCCGUUAGAACGCUGAGACUGAUUGUUCGAGUGUCCACGUGAAUAUCACUGCCUUUCGAAUCGAAGACACACUUCAGAAUUUCGGUGAACAUUUCAUGAGACUCGCCACCCACUGUAUAUAUUUGACAAGGGGAAAGCAACUCUCAUGAUUAGUGGCUGCCAGCCCUCAGGCAGACGGUUUUAUAUAUCUCGGUCCAGGUUGUUGCCAGACGGCCGCAGUGGGGACGCCAUUUUCACUCUCAUGGACAGUGUUCCUAGGGUUUACUGGCCCGAGUAGGCGACUACUUCCGUCGACUGAUUUCCAUCAUUGAGAAGAUCCGCAGUAGAACAGCCUUCCGUCAGAUUCGGCUUCCUCUAUGACUGUGAAUACUGGGCUAUCUAUUUGGACGCGGACUUGCGAUAUUCAUUCUCCACAGCUAGAGGGACGUUUAUUAGCGUCACUCUCUGCGACACAGCUCUCCGAUCAGCUGUUCCCGCAAACGCCCCCAUCGUCAUUCCUUCUCCAAGCCCCACGGCGUCCAAAACGACGACCAACCCCACUACCGGUGACCACACCUAAUGUCCGCAUCCGUCGAUCACCGUCACCUCAGUCAUCCCUGCGACAACACCCGUGACGAUGACUACCACCCCCCACUCCCGCCACCUGUAAGAACGCUCCUGACGCUCCGUCAACCACUACUUUCACCAACACCGUUCCCGCCACCAGCAAUGCAGACUCAAUCCCAAAAUGUUCUCAUUGCGAUUGCAUGUUUGCCUCACACAUCAGCCUGGUCAGGCCGGCUCGGACGAUUGAUUGGAGCAAGGGAAUGGAGAGUCAGCGAGAGAGUGUGGUCGGCUCUCAGCGCGUUCCCCUUACUAUAAACAAUCUGGCGCACUUGAAGCUGUCACGGUGCGUUAAAAGCUGUGAUUUAGAAAGUUGCCAACUGACGAUUCGCCCUCGACCUCGCCGUUAUCGCGGUGCGUUUUUGUGGAGUGUGUGGCCGGUAGACUGGGUCAAACUGCAAUGGCUCCUUGCUGUGGACCCUACGACACUUCCACUCAGUUGGGAUCUGAGCCCAUCCCUUCUUGUUGUGUGAAAUCCUGAUCGUUUGUGCGCGAACCAGGGGUGCGUGGGCACGCCUGGGCGCGGGUUCAUGGCGCGCCAGCCGCCCGUACCUUUUCGCGCCUCUGACCUUCCUGACUCUCAUGACGCCAGGCCCAGGUUGGAAAGGAUGUGGGAGUGCGGUAGGCGCAGCGCAAGUCUACUGUCACCGUAAACUUGCUCACGCGCAGAUUAACCUUACCUGCACCCACCCUGUUGUGGGACACACGUUGGACAUCGUCGGAAUCGACGCUCGAGCUGUCGUUCCCCAAAACUACACAGGCCAGGUUUUCAAUGAAGGGGUCUCGUAUAUCACAUGAGCUGAUACCAUUAAGAACACAUUAGGAGGGAACCAUGCCUUAUUUGGUUGUUUCUGAUGAUAAACCGUCUUUGUCGCAGAUGUCUGUCUGCAUGAUAUACACGACCUCCACCGGUAGUGUUUUAUCUUCCGAAUGCCCGAAGUGGGCUAGCGAAAGCCUUCGUUCCAGUCGAUAGCUUGCGUACGGCAUGUGAAAUCCUUGAACCCAUCCCUUAGUUCAUCUACACUCAGUUAUCUCUAAAAUUUGCUUUCGACUGACUAACGGUUUGCCUCUCACCCCUACGAUAUAACAGGGGACAUCCUGCAAGCGUGGUAUGUCUACACCGCCGCUGUACGAUUUCCCGUUUAUGCCCAUGACGAACUCCUCCCUACUUGGCUUAUUUUCAUUGACUAUUUAGGAGGAUGAUGAGGAGGAGGACGCCGGUCAUGUUCCUGAUGAACUCACUGAUUACUCAGAGGAAGAGGGACCGGAUUCGGAUGAAGCGCGUCAGAACCGUCUUCAGUCUUUACGUUCGCCUCCGUUUAGUCCCUCUACCCCCCCUACACGUCCCAAGAGGCCACGUACCCGACGUUAA